Messenger RNA from Heterobasidion irregulare TC 32-1, 1080 nucleotides. RefSeq lists its product as uncharacterized. The record is from RefSeq and is a predicted model, not a curated record. The coding region runs from base 1 to 1080 and encodes 359 amino acids. NCBI's taxonomy places the organism in Eukaryota, Fungi, Basidiomycota, Agaricomycetes, Russulales, Bondarzewiaceae. The transcript is spliced from 2 exons.
AUGGCAAAAAGCUCCGGUUCUCUUUCCAUAACGGGCGAGGUGGCUGGGCAGAGAAGCGUGGCGUUUGGACAUUGUGUGGCGAAUGUUGGUGGCAGCGGAGGUCCAAGCGUUCACCCCCAAAGCCACAUUGGUGACCCUGAGGUGUAUAAAAGGCUCGCCAUUCUCUCCUCUUUGUCUCCAUCACUCUCUCUUCCUCCCCACCACCACCACUACCCUUGUCCUCUCUCAUGCUGUUCUGCGGUACCCACUGUCCUCUCCGUGCCCUCCUUCAUCUGUACAGGUACAUCUCAUUCACGCCGUUCGCCGUUACUUCCACCACUGAACCUCGACGCGCUCCAGGUUAUUAGGCACGAUCGCCUCAAGCACGACGUCAGGUUCAUAGCAGGCACGAUCGCCUUCAAGCACGACAGCAAGUUCACUGGCUACAUUGUAUCUUCUGGCGACACUGCUCUGGGAUCUGUGGCUUUGGUCUGUGGCAUCGGGCUCUAUCGUUCUCUGGAGGUGGCUUCGACGUCUGGUUGCUGGUGUGUCUCUCGAUCAUGUCCGGGUUCUGUCUUACUUGUCUUUCUCGUCGUCUUCCUCUUCCUCCCACUGGUAUUUCUCGUCUCUUAUUAUUAUCUCCUGCGCUUUGAUGUCCUUGGCUGUGGUCUGCUCGCUCUUCGCUGUCUUCUCUGCUCGCUCUCUGUUCUCGUCUCUCUGUGCUCUCUCCUCAAUCUGGUUUGCUCUCUGUGUCUUACUUGCUCCUCGCUGUCCUCUUCGUCCUCGCUCUGUGUUCUCUCUACUGGCUGUGUCUUUUUUCUGCUCGCUCUGGCUUGCUCGCUCUGUUUGACUUGGUUCUCGCUGUCUGCUUCUCUUGCUGUGGCUUUGCUCUUGGUUUCUGUCUUCUCAUCUCAAUCUUUGCUCGUUUAUCUCAGUCUUGUCUCCUUGCUCGUCAAUCUUCUCUGCCCUUUCUUCAUGCUCGACGGCCCUGGUCUAUCUCGGCGACGCUCUCGGUCUCUCUUGCCUCUCUUCCUUCCUUGCUUGUUGUUAUUUUCUGGCGUAUCUUGGCGACCUUCUCAGGCCAUCCUUGGUCACACCUAA